This is a messenger RNA of Mercenaria mercenaria, 4332 nucleotides long. RefSeq lists its product as uncharacterized. NCBI's taxonomy places the organism in Eukaryota, Metazoa, Mollusca, Bivalvia, Venerida, Veneridae. The coding region runs from base 128 to 676 and encodes 182 amino acids. The record is from RefSeq and is a predicted model, not a curated record. The transcript is spliced from 5 exons.
CUAGGAGCUAGUCUAGGAUCCGCCAUAUUGGAUUAUCUUUCUUAUGUUGUGGUCCAGAUUCUACAUAUCAGCGUUUCGAUCUAUUUUACCUAUACAAGUUAUAAAAUAAAUAAGAUAUUGUAGUGUAAUGGAGCCAGCUUUUAGGAGGUCUGUCUCCGGGAAGCUCUCGUUGGCAGACACUACUGAAGCCAUUUCCAUUAGGAGUGAGAACAGAGGGAGGGAUUAUACCAAGGCAUUGCCUGCUGCAGUUGUCAGGAAACGUGCUGAGGCUGCAGUCAGACGUAUGAAUGGUGAUUUAAACAACAAAAUCCAUUUGCUUGGACAGUUCACCAUACAGUUCGGGCAGUUCAGAAAUGAAACGUUCAAGUGGCUUGUCUCCAAUUCUCUGGGAUAUGCAGCUUUUAUAGUGGUUUCAUCUCAGAAUGAUCCAGCAUCCGCUGAUGAACGAUGGGUAAAUAAGAUGGCACUCAAGAAUUACCUGAGUUUAUUCCCAGAGGGACUAGAGGCUAUCAACAUCAAGAAGUUAGAGAAGCAGGGUCGUCAGGCGCCUGCCAAACCCCAGUCUAAACUGGUUGAAGCUGCCACUGAUCUGAUGUCUGACACAGAUGACAACGAGUUGUCUGCGAUGGCGGAGAAGAUCGAAUUUGACCUUCAAGCUGUAGAUGCUGAGGCCUAAAUAAUACAUAUUUUCGUUUCCUCCUACAUUGUUCAUUUUUAGCUCACUUGUCACAUAGUGACAAGGUGAGCUUUUGUGAUCACCCUUCAUGCGUCAUCCGUCCGUGCGUCAGUCUGUCCGUCCGUCAACAAUUUCUUGUCUGCACGAUAGUGGUUUCAUUUAUAAUUUUAUCUUAACCAAACUUGCACACAACCUGUAUCACCAUAAGAUCUCGGUUCCUUUCUUGAACUGGCCAGAUCCCAUUAUGGGUUCCAGAGUUAUGGCCCCUGAAAAGGCCAAAAUGAGCUAUUUUGAGCUUGUCUGCACAAUAGCAGCUUUAUUUUUGAUUUGAUAUUUACUAAACUUGCACACAACUUGUAUCACCAUAAGAUCUUAGUUCCUUUUUGGAACUGGCCAGAUUCCAUUAUGGGUUCCAGAGUUAUGGCCCCUGAAAGGCCCAAAAUUAGCUAUUUUGAGCUUGUCUGCACAAUCGCAGCUUUAUUUAUGAUUUGAUUUUUACCAAACUUGCACACAACUUGUGUCACCAUAAGAUCUUGGUUCCUUUCUGGAACUGGCCAGAUUCCAUUAUGGGUUCCAGAGUUAUGGCCCCUGAAAGGCCCAAAAUUAGCUAUUUUGACCUUGUCUCCACAAUAGCAGCUUUAUUUAUGAUUUGAUUUUUACCAAACUUGUACACUACUUGUAUCACCAUAAGAUCUUGGUUCCUUUCUAGAAGUGGCCAGAAUCCCUAUGGGUUCCAGAGUUAUGGCCCCUGAAGGGGUCAAAAUUAGCUAUUUUGACCUUGUCUGCACAAUAGCAGCUUCAUUUAUGAUUUGAUUUUAACCAAACUUUCACAAAACUUGUGUCACCAUAAGAUCUUGGUUCCUUUCUUGAACCGGCCAGAUCCCAUAAUGGGUUCCAGAGUUAUGGAACAAAAUUAGCUAUUUUGACCUUGUCUGCACAAUAGCAGCUUCAUUUAUGAUUUGAUUUUAACCAAACUUGCACAAAACUUGUAUCAUCAUAAGAUCUCGAUUCUUUUUUAUAUGCCCGCAGGGACGUUUGAUGUUAUCGCCUCGGUGUCCAUCUGUCUGUCUGUGUGUUUGUUAGCAAUUUCCCUUCCGCUCUGUAACUCUUGAACCCCUUGAUGCAUUUCAGAGAAACCUGACACAAAUGUUCACUCAUUGAAAGGAUGUGCAGAGCGCAUGUUUCAGAUGGCUAAAUUCAAUGUCAAGGUCACACUUAGGGGUCAAAGGUCAUAUGACUUUGUUUUAUGUGAAUAUUGCUCUGCAUUGCAGUGUUCUUGUUUUUAUUUGGCAGAUCCUUCUUUUGUUUGGUUACAAUAUUAUUUUUUUUAUUACUUCCCUUUUAUGUUACUAUAAAUAGCUUAUUUAGUAACUUUUUUAUUAUUGGCCGUAGGGAAAAACUGAGACCGCUUUUCUGUGGUACAACAUGGAUGGUACCUCCAAUUUUUAGGUGUAUUUUGACAUAGCUGUACCUUGCUAGAAUUUUUUGUUUUUGUUUUUGGUUAAAGCAGUGGUACUCAGGUGAGCGAUAUAGGGCCAUCAUGGCCCUCUUGUUGAAUGGUUCCCAGUGAGAAAAAUGUAUAUAUAACUAAUAAGUAAAAACUCAGGUUUUUUUAUUAAGUCAUUACCAGUCAAAUUAAUAUCCUUAUUUAAAAUUAAACAGGGCCACUCCUUUAAUAGCAAUUUUUUAAUGCAAGAGGAAACAACCCUUACAGAAGCAAGCCUCUGUGGCGUACAUGCUGCGUAUUUGCUGUGUAUAUGCCGCGAACACAGUAGUACGCCAGAGGAGUACAUUUUACAUACACUGCAUGCCGCGUACAUGCCACGUACUAUUUCGACGAGUACACAGCAUGUACGCAGGAGGUCACUAGUACACUUCAAGUACGCAGCACAGACUCUGAAAAUUUAAGGAGUACACUGCAUGUACGCAGGAGGGACUUGUACAAGAAAAUAGUACACUGCAUGUACACCGCAGAUACUUCGAAAUUUAUAACACUUAUAUUUAGUUGCAUUAAAGUUGUUUCCCCUUGAUGCAGUUACGCCAUUUUCUUCAGAUGUUAACCAAAUUACAUGCUACAAAAAUUGAUUUAUUUCAUUGAAAAGUGGAUGAAGAAAAGCAUACUAAUUUAUUUGAUAACAUCAAUCUACAUUAUUUUGGUAAGGGUAAAUAUUUAUUGAUGCAUGUCACUUAUCUUUUUUCUGUUUUUUUUCUGUCCAAAUGAUCAGCAUUUGCAUAAGAAAGUUGGUGGGGUAAGGAAUUUACAUUAUCACAGCAGUUUUGCCACAAGAGUACACAGCAUGUAUGCAGCAGGAGUACACAGCAUGUACGCCGCAGGACUCGGGGCAGGAGUACACAGAAUGUACGCCGCAGGAGUACACAGCAUGUACGCCGCAGGACUCGGGCCAGGAGUACACAGAAUGUACGCCGCAGGAGUACACAGCAUGUACGCCGCAGGCUCAUUUGCAUGUGAAAAGUGUAUGUGCCGCGUACAUGCUGCGUACUAUUUCCCGCAUACUAAAUUCCUCCAGCGUACAUCCUGUGUACUACGUAGUCCACAGCAUGUACGCAGCAAGUAGUACGCGGCAGAGCUCAUUUGCAUGUCAAAAGUGUACUACAAACGUACUAUCGGUGUAUGUGCGGUGUAUAUCCUGCGUACUAUUUAAAGCCCUUGAUUUCAGUACACAUCAUGUACGCAUCAUAUACGCUGUAUGUACACAGCAGGAGUACGCAGCAGGCCUUUUUCUUCUGUAAGGGAAAGGGUAUUUUAAGUUUGGCCUAGGUAAGUAUGGUACUAAAAUUUGUAGUGGUGGUGUCAACUGAUGUGCUAGUGGCUUAUAACUUCACCGAAAGAUUUGAUAAUCCUUGUCAUUAGUACUGUACACAGGCCAGGAGGAAUAUGGAAAAUAUUCUAAGUCAAGAGCCAGUGGAAAAAAAGUAAAUCCGAGUUACUGACAAUGAAAAUCAGUUAUUCUUACUUCGAGUCUAUUGGAGUGAAAAUAUUUUCACAGGACUUGUUAUUUUAGACUAGAGUGACAUUGAGUGGAAUUUCUUGAACACAGUUGAAGAAUUUUUUACUUUCUGUUUUGAGACUCAAGACUGGAAGUCAUAUUCCUCAUUGCCUGGACUAUACUUUUAUAACCAACAAAAUUCAUAAUUUUCCACUGUAAAAGUGUUCACUUUUUGGGUUGCAAUGUGGUUUUUAUUAGUUUACAGUAUACAUAGUAGUGUUAUUAAAGCAGCUUAUCCACAGUACAUACUAUAUAUAUUCUUUCACUGCUUAUAAGCAGACGAUUUAACAGCAAUUCAUUUUCUUCUCUUUGAUUUUAAUAUUUGAGAAUUCUAAUGGUUUGGCAGCUUUAUGAUUAUUUUCCUACUUGCUUUCUUCUUCUGUGACCACUGCAUUACUUCCAACUAUUCCUCUUCUGAGAUGGAUUCUUUGUCUGGAACCAUUGCAUUAACUAUCAUACAUUCAUUGAAAACAACAAUAGAUUUUAGUGCAAUAUGCUCUGUUAAUAAGCAAUGUCCAUAUUUAUUUAUUGCUUAUGUGAUCAACUGUAAUUGUGGAUGGAAUAUAUAAUUAGACUUUUGUAGAUAUAAAUAUAAACAUUAGUAAUAUACAUUGACAAUAACAUGGAUCAGCUUUUUUUAAUAAGUAA